AAUACACAGGCCAGCGGAGCCAGCAUAAUAGAAAAGCCAGAAAGUGACACAGAAGCUCGUUUAAGAGAGAAGAACUUUUACAAAUGUAGUAAUCUUAGUCUCCCUCUCACACACACACGCCAACUGCAAAAAAACCUAACGGUCCUCGCGUUGAAUUCUUCUUCUCCCCGUUUCAUUUCUCAAUUAUCCCUUUCUUUUAUCUGAUUCUCCACCUUUUCUCUCUAUCCAACCACCGAUUUCCCCUUCUAUUCCUCCCAAUUUUACCCUAAUCCUUUUUUUUUUGCUUCACAUUCUUUGAUCCGGUUCGGUUUUUGAGAUCAUGUUUGUGGCGAUCGCUUUAGAGCGAUGUUCAGAUUGAGACUAUGAUCUGUUAAUUUUUUUAGAAGGUUGGAAGAGUGGAAGAGAUUUUGUUUAGCUCGGUGAAUCCAAAAUGAGCACUCAAAGGCAAGUGACAGUGCGAGACCUAGUGGAGGAAGCGAAGAAGAGGAUCGUGUUUUUGGUUAUUUGCGUUGUUGGAUUAUCGUAUCUGAUGUCAUUGACAAGCUCCUCAGUUUGGGUCAACUUGCCAGCUGCUGCCUCCUUAAUAAUUCUCCUCCGAUAUUUCUCCCUAGAUUAUGAAAUGCGGAGGAAAGCUAUUGUAUACAACAACAAACAUCACUCAUCAAAUUCAUUUUCUCAAAACAUCAUUCCUGAGCAUACUAGAGUUCUUGGAAAGUCUGACUGGAGAAGAAAAGUGAAUUCCCCUGUUGUUGAGGAUGCAAUUGAUCACUUCACUAGACAUUUAGUCUCUGAGUGGGUGACGGAUCUGUGGUAUUCUCGCCUAACUCCAGAUAGAGAAGGUCCAGAGGAACUGGUGCAGAUAAUGAAUAGCGUUCUUGGGGAAUUUUCGAAUCGCAUGAGAAAUAUAAAUCUUAUUGAUCUGUUGACUAGGGAUCUUAUUAAUCUCAUCUGUGCCCACUUGGAGCUUUUUCGAGCUAGUCAAGCAAAAAAUGAAAAGCUUCUUUCUGGAUUGGUGUCUAUUGAACAGCGAGACAAGGAACUGCGACUUGUCCUGGCUGAUGAGAACAGAUUGCACCCUGCUUUAUUUUCUGCUGAAGCAGAGCACAAGGUUUUACAGCAUCUGAUGGAUGGUCUCAUUUCGUUCACAUUCAAUCCAGAAGAUCUAAAGUGCUCUUUUUUCCGUUAUAUAGUAAGGGAACUUCUUGCUUGUGCAGUAAUGCGACCCGUACUAAAUUUAGCUAGUCCAAGGUUUAUAAAUGAAAGGAUUGAAAAUUUGGUCAUUUCUAAGACUAAUAAAGGAGUUGCUGCAGUGCAAGAGGUGUCUCAAUCCAAACCCAAUGGAUCUUCCAAGAUCCCAUCUGAUCAAUUUUCCAGGUUUCUAGAUCCCACUGGUACUGGCGUUGAACUUGUGCAGUUAAAAACUGAUCAUUCCAAAAGGGGAACAGGUGAACCUGAGUUGGAUAAUGUGAAUGGAACACGUAUCUCAAAAGAUCCAUUGCUUUCUGUUGAUACUCGAUCUUCCCGUGCAUGGAGCUCACUGCCUUUGAAUUCCCAAAUUAAGGAUGAAGGAGGGCUUCAGCGGCACCAUUCAGGAGGAGAAUGGGGUGAUGUGUUGGACAGAUUUUCUCGUAGAAAGACUGCAGCCCUUGCACCUGAAAAUUUUGAAAAUAUGUGGACAAAAGGAAGAAACUACCAAAAGAAAGAAGGCGUGAAGGUAAUUGAGCAAGUCCCACAAAAUUCUUCUGUGAAUAAACCAGCUACAGCGGAUCGAUCAAAGAUGCCUAAACUCAAGGAAAAGCAUGGGGUGGCCAAACUUGAUUCCCCUCCUGCAGAUAAUGGUCAGACUCAUUCUAAUCAGUCUACAGUGGAGAACCCAUAUCAUCAAAUGGAUCAGAACUUGUCAAAUCAUUCUUUAUAUACUUCAUAUCAUGAAGAUGAUGAGCAAUGCUUCAUGCAUUUGAAUGAGAAUGAAUCUGGCAGUGUUAGUCCUUAUACAUCUGAAGAGGAAGAUCCAAGCAGUAUCACAGGCCUUGAUGAUCCUGGAACUAAAGUUUGGGAUCGUAAAACAAAUAGAAAUUUGGCUGUUUCCCCCAUUCAUCAUCCACUUGAAAAUCCUGGACACCAUGCUACAAGGAAGACUAGUAGAGGGCAGGCUCUUUAUGAAAGAUUAUCUGGAACAGAGUCUGGCAGGAAAAGGUCAAGAUCAAGCACUCAGAAGUUGCAUGUUUGGCAAGAGAUUGAGAGGACAAGCUUCUUGUCUGGGGAUGGUCAGGAUAUACUUAGUUCAAAAGGACAUUCUAAAGCUGAUGAAUCUAGUGAUGAUUCUGAGGUUGAAGGUUUAGAUAGGGCUAAUGGUGGGGCAACUGCUUGUUCAUCUACACCGUCUGCUUCUAUUUCAGAGAAUCAUAGUUCAGCUGUCCAUUCCUUGAAAAAUUCAUUGAUGGUGGAUUCUUUUUUUAAGUUGAGAUGCGAGGUUUUGGGUGCAAAUAUUGUGAAGAGUGCUUCUAGAACAUUUGCUGUGUAUUCUAUUUCUGUUGCAGAUGUAAAUAAUAAUAGUUGGUCAAUCAAAAGAAGGUUUCGACAUUUUGAGGAGUUGCACCGCCGUCUAAAAGAGUAUGCGGAGUAUAAUCUUCACUUGCCACCGAAGCAUUUUUUGUCAACAGGUUUAGACAUGCCUGUCAUUCAAGAAAGGUGUAAAUUGCUCGAUAUAUAUCUCAAGAAGCUCCUGCAACUUCCUACAAUUUCGGGAUCUAUUGAAGUUUGGGACUUUCUUAGUGUUGAUUCUCAGACAUAUUUUUUCUCAAACUCCUUUUCCAUCAUUGAGACAUUGUCAGUUGACCUUGAUGACAAGCCAUCUGAAAUGAGUAGAAAGGCCUCACAUCCUACGGGGCCUGUUAGCAAUUCCAUAUCUACCAAGAGGGACCAGUUAGGCACAGACCACAAGGAUUCUUCAUUACAGACGAAACAUAAUUUUGUCGCAGAUGGGGUAAAGAUGAGUCCAAAAUACACAUCCCAUUCUCCGGUUAAAAGGCCUGGUAAAGAAUGUGGAAAGUCAUUAGAGGAUUCAGGCAGUGACUCAGAUACCCAAAAAAAUGUGUCUGUUAGAAACUUGGGGAAGAUUGUAGAAGGAAGACAGACUGAUGGUUUAGAGCAGACAUCAGAGUUGAUUCAUGAUACUGCCAGUGAUCCUACCCUUCCUACGGAGUGGGUGCCACCAAACAUAACUGCCCCUAUACUAGGCUUGGUAGAUGUCAUUUUCCAACUACAAGAUGGUGGAUGGAUCAGGAGGAAAGCUUUCUGGGUGGCGAAACAGAUUCUACAACUAGGAAUGGGUGAUGCCUUAGAUGAUUGGUUGAUAGAGAAAAUCCAGCUUCUCCGUACUGGUUCAGUGGUUGCUUCAGGGAUCAAGCGGGUGGAGCAGAUACUUUGGCCUGAUGGGAUAUUCAUUACAAAACAUCCUAAGAGGCGACCCCCAUCCGCUCCCAACUCAUCUCAUAGCUCACCUCAUGGCCAGCAACCCAUGGAUGCAUCUUCACCUAAACUAAGUUCACCUCUAGGCCAUCAACCAACAGAAAUAUCUUCACCUAGACCAAGUGAUGACCAACUAAAAUAUGAAGCGGAUCGGCGUGCUAAAUUUGUAUAUGAGCUGAUGAUCGAUAAUGCACCAUCUGCCAUUGUAGGGCUUGUUGGUCGGAAGGAAUAUGAACAAUGUGCUAAGGAUCUCUAUUUUUUUCUUCAGUCAUCAGUCUGCUUGAAGCAACUGGCUUUUGAUCUUCUUGAGCUGCUGCUUUUAUCUGCAUUUCCAGAAUUGGAUCAUGUCUUCAGGCAGUUGCACGAAGAAAAGCAUAGAUUUGGUGAUUUUAAUCCAAACAAGUAAAAUCAUAUAUGAAGUUGACGUUCAUAUAUAGAAAUACUGAACAGAUAUUCGCCUGGGCAUUUUUCCUUUUUCCUUCCUCAAGGUAUAUUGAGAAAAUGUUUGUUGCGUUUAUUUUGGGUUACUGGAAGGAUUAUACAAAUUGAUCUCGUGUCAAAGAUCAUCAAUUGACACCAUAGGUCAAGUUUGCUUUUGAUUUGGCAUUUUGAGGAAAUUGAAUGUAAAUCCCGAGUUUAGUGAAAUAUUUAAUGAAAAGCUCAUUUAUAGUUAAAA
Messenger RNA from Manihot esculenta (cassava), 4147 nucleotides. RefSeq lists its product as uncharacterized. The transcript has 15 exons. Bases 431 to 3877 code for a protein of 1148 amino acids. The record is from RefSeq and is a predicted model, not a curated record. NCBI's taxonomy places the organism in Eukaryota, Viridiplantae, Streptophyta, Magnoliopsida, Malpighiales, Euphorbiaceae. Gene Ontology annotation, molecular function: phosphatidylinositol binding.